This is a messenger RNA of Colias croceus (clouded yellow), 1962 nucleotides long. RefSeq names its product PRADC1-like protein. The transcript has 5 exons. Bases 241 to 882 code for a protein of 213 amino acids. The record is from RefSeq and is a predicted model, not a curated record. Lineage: Eukaryota; Metazoa; Arthropoda; Insecta; Lepidoptera; Pieridae.
UUGUCAGGUAAAAAAUUGAAAUUUAUAUUUUUUAUCGCGGUCGAACGUCAAUAAAUUAAUAUUUUAGGUAUUGAUUUUACAAGAAAGGCGAGCUUUCAAAAUGAAAAUAAUAAUAAUUAAAAUGAGUUAAAUCUGAAGCCUGAGAGUGUUCGGCAAUAAGUCUACUGUGAUGGUCUUUGUCUUCUUUUUAUAAAUUUAGCAAUUUUCCAAGUGCAUACUAGGUUAUUAUACGUUAUUAUUAUGUUUUCUAAUAAGUAUACAAAAUUAUCAUAUGUAGUGCUCUUUACUGCUUUGUUUUUUUCGUUUUUAGGGGAAGUUUCUCCUGGAGCUAAUGAUUUGCACUUUCACGAUGGUUCAACAUCAGCCGACGUUAUCGGGGGUGAUGUGUUUUUUGAAAUCUUAGAGCCUCCUGAAUUGAGAUACUCUUAUCGUAUAAGACCUGCCAAAGACUUUGGUGGCACAUUUAAUUCGACCUUCCGCAUGGAAAAAGCAAGACUUGUCCCAACAGAUCCUAUUAAUAGUUGUUCUGAUAUUUCAAACUCUGAAGAGGUUGAUGGUAAUAUUGCACUCGCAGAAAGGGGGGAUUGUUCAUUUGUGUUCAAAACAGCUGUAGCUCAAAUUGCGGGAGCGAGGGCCAUCAUUAUCACUGAAUCCAUUCACCGAUGGGAUGACUCAUUGGAUCAUUUAAUAGAAAUGGUGGAUGAUAACAGAAUGCAGAUAGAUGUGAAUAUCCCAUCCGCUUUCUUAUUGGGAAGAAAUGGAGCCACAAUCAUUAGAACCCUCAAGAAAUUACAUUUGCAAUAUGCAGUUAUAAAUAUUCCAGUGAAUAUGACAUAUAUCCCUAUCAAUAAAAUGAAUCAACCUCCUUGGAUUACUUGGUAAAAAGUACAGUAUUGUAAUACAUUUUUAAAUAUACUGUAUAGUGUAUACAUAGUAAACUCUUAUGUAAUAUUUAUUAAAAUUCUGGUACAAAAUAAUUGAUUUACUACUACAGUAGAAAAAGGCUAAAAAAAUUGCGUUUGAACUUGCCCUUAAGAAAAUAGACUAAUACAACAAUACGUAUUUUGUACAUAAAUGUCUGAAUCAAACUGUUACUACCCAUGUGUAAAAAUGAACCUUAUUGCAAAUUAUAAUUAUAUUACAGCAACAGAGAGUAGAGAGAAGUCAAUAAUAAUGCUCAUUAGAAUAUAAUCUUUAGGUAUUCAUUAAAAACAUAGCUCUACCAAUUCUUUUUUUUUAGUUAUGUACAAGGUACAAGGAAGGUUCAUAUGAAAAAAAAGUCGUAAAAGGGCCAAUAGGGCAGAGGUAGAACAGCAUCUGCCAGGGCAACUAGAAAGUUAUAAUUGAAAUAUCGGGAAACUUCAAAAAAAUUGGUGACCCAUCCAAUUUAUUACCUUUCUAACCGUUGCUUACGAAUACUGUACUAUUUAAAGGACAUGUCGCAGUUCAGUCUAUAUAGUACUCUACUAUAGUUAUAGUAAAUCAUAGUUUUGAAUACUCAAUCUGUUUUUAUGUUUUAAAUUGUGCAACCAACCAACUUAGUUAUGUAUGUGAAAAUUCAUUCAAAUUCAAAUAAUUUAUUGUGUGUAUCAUUUGACCAAAAAACUAAAAUGAUCAACCAUACUGAUUGAAUGUAGCAAGCCAAAAUAUUCAUAGUUUGUAGGAGUUGAUAUACCUGCUUACUGCAAUUAUUUAUUUCCUUAAAUAAAAUGUCAGGAUUGUAAUUUCUACCGUGGUACAUUAUCACGAUUAUUGUAUGUUAUCGAAUUGUAACAAAAUCGCUAAAUCGAAACAUAUUUUCGGCUCAAUAAUUAUUUAAAUCAAUUAUUUAUACACUAGUUAAAUGCAUGUAGAUUAAACAAAUGACACUAGGCUGCAAUAUACAGGUGUCCCACUAUUACAGGUGUCCCACUUUUACUAAGCGCGAAGGGCCUUGUAGUUUUGCAUACACUGAUCACGUAA